Messenger RNA from Ceratosolen solmsi marchali, 1038 nucleotides. RefSeq names its product probable DNA-3-methyladenine glycosylase. Bases 163 to 1020 code for a protein of 285 amino acids. Gene Ontology annotation, molecular function: alkylbase DNA N-glycosylase activity; DNA binding. NCBI's taxonomy places the organism in Eukaryota, Metazoa, Arthropoda, Insecta, Hymenoptera, Agaonidae. Gene Ontology annotation, biological process: base-excision repair. The transcript has 4 exons. The record is from RefSeq and is a predicted model, not a curated record.
AUAAAUUAAUCAAUAAUCUUUUGGUAAUGAAUAAAUAUGCUACAUCCUAAAGGUUAAAUGUCAGGUAUUAUAUUAGACAUAAAGACAAUAUUAAGAAAUUAUUUAUUGUCAUUUAUAGCUUAUAUAAGUUAGUAGUUCCGUAGAAAACAUUUACAUAAUAUCAUGAAAGAAGGAAAUAACAAAUCGACACAAAAAUUAAAUUUAAAAUCUCUUUUAAGCCCACAAAAAAAAAUCACCUACAAACUAAUAGCAGAAUCAGAUGUUAAAAAAUCUAAAGGAAUCGUUGAUUUAAAGUUGAUAAAAGCUGAUUUGCAACAAUUGAAGGACCCUCCUAUUACUCCAUGGGAAAGAAAAAUUUGUGCUAACAGACUUCCAUUUUCAUUUUAUAAUGUACCCUGUACAAUAUUAGCCAAAAAUAUACUGGGAAAAAUUCUUGUUAGAAAACUUGACAAUGGAAUAAUUUUAAAAGGAAAGAUUGUAGAAACAGAAAGUUAUUUAGGUAUUGCAGAUAAAGCCUCACAUACAUAUCAAGGGAAAGUAACACCUAGGAAUAUACCUAUGUAUAUGUUACCUGGGACAAUUUAUGUAUAUAUUACUUAUGGAAUGUACCAUUGCUUCAAUAUAUCUAGUCAAGAAAAAGGAAGUGCAGUACUUAUCAGAUCUCUAGAACCUUUAGAAGGUAUAGCACAGAUGAGAGAAAACCGCAAUGAUAAGGUACAUUCAAAAUCACCCAAAAAAUUAUUAAAAGAAUUAAAAAUACAUGAUUUAUGUAAUGGACCAUCAAAAAUGUGUAUAUCAAUGCAAAUUGAGAAAAAGCAUAGUAAAUAUUCAAUGUGUGAUUGGAAUGGACUUUGGAUAGAAGAUAAUGUAAUACAGGAGGAAAUGAAAAUAGUUGAGUGCCCAAGGAUUGGAAUUAAAAGUGCUGGAGAUGAAUGGGCACACAAACCUUUAAGAUAUUAUGUGUAUGGUCAUAAAUGCGUAAGUAAAAGGGAUAAAAUAAUAGAGGCUGCUUUAUUCUAGAUGAUGUAAUAUUUUAUU